UGUGUAUCGGUAAAGAUGGCGGCGCACUGUACCGGUAUCAUGCGUGUCCGCGGGCUGUGUAAGAUACUGUCCCUCAGCACGGGAGAGCCCGCGGGCCGGGCCGGGUCCGGCUGGAGCUGGAGGUGGGCGAGCAGAUACAGAACCAGAGCAGGGGAACGAGGAGAUCCGGAGACUGAGAGCUCCACAGGAGGAGGAGAAGGAGGUCAGUCUGAUCUCCUGCUGGAGUUCCCCAAACCAAAGCAACUGCUCCACACCACGCUGAGUAGAUCACUGAAGUCCUCUGAUAUGGCGAAGUUCAUUCGCUACAGCUGCACUGAUGGGGAGGUUAAGAGGGCAACAGUCACAUUGCUCUGGCCUCAGAAGAUUGAGGUGGAGGGGUUCAGCUCCCGGAAGGACGAGGCGGAGCGACGUGCAGCUGCAGCCGCCUGCCUUAAACUUAAAGAGCUUGGGCUGCUGGUCACAGACAACCAGAUGCCCAAACAAAAGCUGUCCAGGAGGUCUUCUGUUCAGUCAUCCUUGUUCAGCGAUCCUGAGGAGGACACGUGUAUACACGAGCAACUGCAGCGAGUUCAAACUCUGAAGAACCGAAGACAACGAGCUGCAGAAAGCACAAGUUUGCUGCAGGAGGAUCCCAAGGUCACUGAAGCACUGGCCAUCUUCCCCCGUCCAAAAGUCCUUCUGGGAAAAUUUAUUCAAGUGGCCACGUCUCCUAAUAAGAUCAGGGAGCUUCUUCGGUACAGGACGGAAGGAGGGAAGGUGAAGAAGUGCCAGUUAACUGUGGGCUGGCCCGAACCGAUGACCUUCACAGCCGUAGGCCGCCGCAGACUGGACGCCGAGACCCGAGCUGCAGCCCUCGCCUGCCUUAAACUCAAGGAGAUGAAUCUGCUGGAUGAACAGAACAAUCCUUUGACACAUGCCAAGUACCACCAGGACGAGGUGCGGGAGGCCGGGAGGCGUGAGAGGAGGCCGUGUCUGGUGGAGAUCUCAGAAGAUCUGAAGCACAGGAUAAGAGAUUACCUCGAUCAGUAUCCGCUGAAAGUAGACAUGCAGAGUCUGUGGGAUGAAGAGGAAGAGCAGUCCAGGUAUCGGCAGUCUUCCUCAGUUGCAGAGGAAGAUGAAGACGAUGAAGAUCCUGUAACGGACACCAUCACCGGCAGACCUUACCGCGCCCUACAUCCCAGGGAGGCAGAGAGCCUGAGUGACAGCCUGCUGAAGCAGUGGGAGAGGGCGGGGCCUCUGAGGGGGGCGGAGCUUCCCGUGGACUCUCACAAGGAGCGCCUGUUAAAGGCAGUGGCGGAUUCGCGGGUGCUGGUAGUCGCCGGGGAGACCGGAUGCGGGAAGACCACCCGGAUCCCGCGGUUCUUACUGGAGGGGAGAGUGAGGGACCGGGAGGGCGCCCACUGCAACGUCCUGGUCACGCAGCCACGCAGGAUCAGCGCCGUGUCCGUGGCUCAGCGUGUCGCCCACGAGAUGGGCCCCGCCCUUCAGAACUCUGUUGGAUACCAGGUACGUCUGGAGUCCCGGCCUCCCGAGCGCAGCGGUGGCGCCCUCCUCUUCCUCACGGUGGGCGUUCUCCUGAGGAAGUUGCAGUCUAACCCCACCCUGAAGGGGAUCAGUCACGUGGUGGUGGACGAGGUGCACGAGCGCGAUGUGAACACGGACCUGUUGUUGGCGCUGCUGCGCUCUGCUCUGAGAGAGAACCCGGAUCUGCGCGUGGUCCUCAUGAGUGCCACGGGGGACACCCAGCGCCUGGCCCAGUACUUCGGGGGCUGUCCUGUGGUGCGCGUGCCGGGGUUCAUGUACCCCGUGAAGCAGUGCUACCUGCAGGACAUUAUGGAGGAGAUGGGGCUGAAGCCAGAGCAGAAGAGCAGGGAGGAGAGACGCACGCAGAAGGAAGAAGAUGAUGCAACCCCCGACCUUGAUUUUACAGCCAAUGUCAUCGACCACAUUCACAGACAUGGAGAGCCAGGUGCAGUGCUGUGUUUUUUGCCUGGCUGGCAAGAAAUAAAGGCGGUUCAGGAGAAGCUGGAGGAAAAACAGGCUUUCAGAUCAGGCUCACAGAUGAUCCUGCCAUUGCACUCCAGUAUGUCUGUGGCAGAUCAGCAGUCUGUGUUCCAGAGCCCCCCGCAGGGCCAACGCAAAAUAGUUCUGGCCACUAACAUUGCUGAAACCUCCAUCACCAUCAAUGACAUCGUACAUGUUGUGGAUUUGGGCUCUGCAAAGGAGCAGGGCUACGACCCCAGAACCAAGGUUUCAUGUCUAGAUACUGUCUGGAUCUCACAAUCGAACGUCACUCAGCGGAGAGGCAGGGCGGGCCGAUGCCAGCCUGGCCACUCUUAUCACUUAUUCCCUCGUGAACAACUAGAGACCAUGAUGCCUUUUCCCAUCCCUGAGAUUUUACGAACCCCUCUGGAGAACCUGGUGGUUCAGGCCAAGAUCCACAGCCCUGAUAGUAAGGCUGUAGAAUUCCUGUCUCAGGUGCUGGACUCUCCAGAGCCAGGGGCAGUGCGUGACGCAGUGAAGACUCUGCAGGAUAUCGGAGUGCUGGACAGUUUGGAGUGUCUGACUCCGCUGGGCGAGCGAGUGGCGUGUAUGUCAUGUGACCCGCGCUUGGGAAAGGCUCUGGUUCUCUCAGCUGUGUUCCGCUGUGUGCAGCCCAUGCUCUCUAUAGCUGCCUGCCUGACCCGAGACCCGUUCUACAACAGCCUGCAGAACCGCGCCCUUGUAACCAAGGCUAAGGAGACUUUGAGUGGUUCCAGCUGCAGUGAUUACAUGGCGUUCAGCAGGGCCCUGCAGGGCUGGCGGGAAACGUGGGACAGAGAGAGUCGUCAGGAAUAUCUGGAAACGUACACGCUGUCAGGAACCAGUCUGCGUUUCAUACAUGGCCUUACACAGCAGUUCAGUGAUAAUCUGAUGGAGGCGGAGCUAGUGGAUCGAUCUGUCGACUGUCUCCGCCCCCUGUCCAAGCUCAACCAGAACAGCCAACAGGAGGAGCUACUAAAAGCCGUGCUGCUGGCAGGGUUUUACCCAAACCUCAUACAGGUGAAAAGAGGCGUAGUGACCAAGAGUGGCAGGUUCCGUCCUGACAACAUAACCUACCAAACCCAGAGUGGGUUUGUGUUACUCCACCGAUCCUCUGUCAACAGGGGUAAACGAGAGCUCCCCAGCCGCUGGCUCACUUUCUUCACUGCUAUGAAAGUAAAUGGACAAGUUUUCAUCAGAGACUCGUCCACGGUCCACCCGCUCUCCAUUCUCCUCCUAACAGACUCUGACCUGGUGGAAAAAGUGUCCCCGGAUGGGGUGUUGGUGUCUUUGCCCGGCUCUCGGGUACGCUGGGAGCUGUCCGAACAGACGUGGGAGCUGCUGUGGGACCUGCGCACAUCUCUCCAGACCAUGAUCCAGCGAAACCUCCAAGCUUCUGAUGCGCUUUCUAACGCAAGCCGCUCGCAAGACGAGCAGCUGAUUUCUUUACUGGUGGACCUUCUGAACAACACCCAGCCAGACGCUAACAGUGACGACUCCAGUGAUGAUGAGGAUUAAUCAGCUGAGCUUUAUUGGGCUGGAGUGAAGCAGCACGGCAUGCACUACUUUUCUACAUUUGUGUGUGGGACCAUUCAGAGAGGUGUAUAAGAGGGACCAGAAGAAAAUACAGAAAUACUAUAUACA
This is a messenger RNA of Astyanax mexicanus (Mexican tetra), 3666 nucleotides long. RefSeq names its product DEAH (Asp-Glu-Ala-His) box helicase 30 (gene dhx30). Gene Ontology annotation, molecular function: G-quadruplex RNA binding; ATP binding; DNA helicase activity. The transcript has 20 exons. The record is from RefSeq and is a predicted model, not a curated record. The coding region runs from base 16 to 3540 and encodes 1174 amino acids. NCBI's taxonomy places the organism in Eukaryota, Metazoa, Chordata, Actinopteri, Characiformes, Acestrorhamphidae. Gene Ontology annotation, cellular component: intracellular anatomical structure; nucleus; cytoplasm.